This is a messenger RNA of Sclerotinia borealis F-4128, 3927 nucleotides long. NCBI's taxonomy places the organism in Eukaryota, Fungi, Ascomycota, Leotiomycetes, Helotiales, Sclerotiniaceae. The record is from the annotation of a GenBank genome assembly.
AUGUCUGCUGUCGAUACUGCUGUGCCAAAUGGCCACUUUGAAGCCAAUGGCGCUGGUCCUGGUCCUGAAUUAAGUCAGGCACAGAAGCUCAUGCAAAAACACGACCAAGAUCAUCAGCCCACCAUUGAGGAGAUCCCUGAUGAAGAAGACUUGAAGCAUGAUGAACAACCUACCUCUACUAGUGUCCUCGAGGAUGUCAAUGGCGAUUCCACUGCUCCAGGAUGGGUUCCCCCUAUGUCUACAAAAGGUGCAGGAAAACAAAAGGAAGAUGUCCGCAAGGAAUCUUCAAUCAAUACACAGUCCCAUGAGUUAUUUCCAGCCCUCGGAGCCACUUCUCAAUCUAAGCAUCAAGCUCAAGGUAUUUGGGGCGGCGGGAAAGCACUAGCCACUGCCAAUGGAACCUCUACUAAUGGCAAAUCUCAAUCUUCUACCCCUAACUCGGGCGCCGCAACCCCAUUGUCCACUGUCAGUCGACCAAAGGUCACCCAACCGGGCCAACAACCCCAGGAGAGAAUCGAAUUGGCUCGAGAUCAAAUUCUCAAACGGGGAGAGUUGAAGAAACCCUUACCUGAAAUUCUAAGAGAGAUCAACAAGAAAUAUAGGUCUAACAUUUCUCAAUCAACUGGUAUGGAAGGGAAGAUGACCUUCACAGCUUAUGGCCCUCCCGCAGCUGCUCGUGCUGGUAUCAAAGCUUUGAUGGAACAGAUUGGCGCAAAGCAAGAAAUUCGUGUGUCCAUCCCUAGCAAAGCACGAGCCUUCAUCAUCGGAAAACAAGGUUCAAAGAUCAAGGAAUUGCAAGAAGCUACUGGUGCUAGAAUUCAAAUUCCCAAGGACGAUAAGCCCAGCCCUACCGACGAUAAUGAAGAUGCUACAGUCGAUGUCAAGGUCGAAGGUAAUGCUGUCGCGGUUGCAGAAGCUAGGAAGGCAAUUGAGAAAAUUGUGGGAGACAAAGUCGGUACGACUAAGACAAAGUUGCGUGGCAUCCCCUCGGAAUUUUACACCUUCCUUGCUGGUCCUCACAACGCCCAUGCCGAUUCCUUGAGGCAGACUCACAAUUUGUCCGAAUUGAACAUUCCGUCUGAUUGCACAUUGCCAACCACUCCCCGCGACACUGAAGGUCCACUUUUCAUUCCAGCAGCUGCUAACAACUGCAUCACUCUCAAUGGUGAACGUACUGCCGUCUUAGCAGCACGUGCGGAAAUUGAGCGUCGGGCCAAGCUGUUGCACGAAGAGCUGACUCGUCAACAAUUGCAAGGAAUAAACAAGGGUCGUCAUCAAUUUAUUCUUGGUGACCAAGGUAAUCCAGGACAAGAUUUUUUCGCCAAAACUGGAUGUGCCAUAUUUUUGCCGAGUGAAGCUGAUGAAGAUGAUACUAUCACAAUCGUUGGGCCUUCAGAGAAAAUCAAGGAUGCAGUGCGGGAAGCCAGAAAGCAAGCCAUGGCUACGCAGACUGUCAACAUUGACAUUCAUAAACAACUCAAAAAGUCACCGGGAAACACCAGUCAACAUGCACAGAAUAUCGCACGAUACUUACGCCAGCGAAGAGAAAUACAAAAACUCGAGAAGCUUCACGGUGCUCGUAUUUUCACCCCAACGCAAGCUGAUGUUACCUCACCAUGGGAGGUCUACUCUCGGGACCAGGAUAGUCUGUUCGAUGUGCAGGAGCAGCUGAUUGGCAUGAUUGAUGCUCACCCUCUCUCACGUAUGACAAACAUAUCAGUGGAUAACUUCUAUCAUCAGCACCUUCGAAACGACAUUUCUCCAAGAGUCAAGAAAGAUUAUGGCGUUCAUGUGGUACUGCCAGAUGGUCCUGACGGUGAUGUACUCCUUGUUUUUGAAGGACUUGCCGGUAGAGAACCGGAGUACAGUGUACCCCGUAGCCAGCCUUCAAGAGAUGAUAUUGCAGAAUUCCAACGUGGUUUAGAAGAUGCUCGCAAACACAUUCUUGAAAUAAUUGGUUCUCAGCCCGAGGUCAUCAGUGAAUCGAUUGAUGUGCCAAAAUUGUACCACGAUAAGCUCAAGAGAUUCAUCACAAAGGAGAACAAGGCUUCUCAGAUUCCUGCUCGUGUUACUGCCAAUGGCACGGUCGUCACACUCCAUGGACCUAAACCUACUGUGGAGAAUUUGGCUAUCAAGGUUAGAGACUUCGUUGACAAUGCAAAAGAGGAGGAGAAAGAACGCGGUUACACGCUUUCUUUUGAUUUCCCCCAAAAGCAUGCGAACCAACUCAUUGGUAAGGGGGGUUCAUUCGUUAACGAGUUGCGUGAAAAAUUUGAUGUCGAUAUUCAACUUCAGGAUGGUCAAGUCGAAGUGAAGGGACCCAAGGCCAAGGCAGAUGCUGCCAAAUCUCACAUCUCGUCUCUUGGCAGGCAAUGGGCUGACGAAACCACUUACACUUUGAAGAUUGAUCCCAAGUUCCACCCCGAACUCAUUGGUGCCAAGGGUACCCAAAUCAACAGAUUGCAAGUUCGUUACAAGGUCCAAAUCCACUUCCCUCGCUCGAAUAGACCUACAGAUGAAGAAGCUACAGGAAGCGACGCUGGUCAACAAAACGCUCGACGUCAACAAGCUCCCGAUGAAGUCUCCAUAAAGGGACACAAGAAGGGAGCUGAUGAAGCAAGAGACGAAAUACUUUCCUUGGUUCAAUAUUUUGAAGAUAAUUCCCAUAACGCUACUGUCCUUGUUCAGCAGAGCCAGGUUCCUUCCCUUAUCGGUCAACGCGGAGCUGGGAUGGAAGAACUGAGGCAAUUGACUGGAGCUAAGAUCGAUGUUCCAAACUCUCGUGACAGCGCUGAUGCAUCGGGACGAGUUGAAAUCCACAUCAAGGGCACGGCAUCUCAAGUCGCCAAGGCAAAGAAACUCAUUGAGGAAAAGAAGAGUGUCUUUGAUUCGACAGUAACGGAGACUUUGAAUGUCGAAAAGAAGCACCACAGAGCUUUGAUUGGUGCUGGAGGUUCAAACAUUCAUGCCAUUAUUGUUAAUGCUGGUGGAUCUGGUGACCGUCGGGAGCUCGCUCGAGUUGUGCAAUUCCCCAAGGCCGAGUCUGACGGCAAUGCUAUCAAGAUUGAAGGUGACCGAACCCUCGUUGAUAAUAUUGUUGCUGCCAUUCAAAAGAUUAUUGAGGAGCGGGACAGCCAAACCACAGAAACUUUGGAUGUUCCAACAGAUAAGCACCGUCCUUUGAUCGGCGCUGGUGGAGAGACUAAGAAGGGUAUGGAGAAGAACUUCAAGGUCUCAAUUGAUAUCCCUAGACAGGGCAGUGGUCAAACCGGGAUCACCGUCACCGGUCUUCCUGCUGAUGUUGAGAAAGCAAAGGCUCACAUUCUUGAACUCGUCAAAGGUCAAGAAGGUGAAACUGUCCAAGUUCCUCGUAAGCUUCACAACGAUAUCUCAAACAAUGGUCAAUUCUUCAGAAAAUUGCGAAAUGAUCUUCAAGUCACAGUCGAUCAUGCAGGAGCUAAAAUGCCAGCAAGAGCCACGCCACCUUCCGGUGGCAGUGCUAAGGAUGCUCUGAUCACUGAUGAAAAGGACACAUCUGAUGAAAUUGAGGAAUGGUUUGUCUUCAACAAAUCUGAUUCUGGAGAGACUGGUGACAUUCCUUGGGUAUUGCGUGGCUCCACCGACAAUAUUGCGCAAGCCAAGUCUAUCCUGGCUCAGGCCAUUGAACAAGCAUCGAAGAACAACUUUGUGGGUCACCUUACCCUCGUUGAUCCCAGCUUGUAUGGAUCAAUUGUUGGUAAGAACGGUAGCAAGGUCAACAGCAUUCGAAAGGCCACAGGUUGUAACGUUACUGUUCCUCGUGGACAAGGAACUGAUCCAAUUGAGGUUGUAGGUAGUGAGGAGGGCAUUGAACAAGCCAAGGAGUUGAUUCUUCAAGCUGUUGCUGAGGGAAAGAAUAAGCCUGCUCGUGGAGGCGAUAGGUAUUAA